AUGUUUGGUUACGAUCUCAUCAACCUCGUCUCGAACGUCCUCUUAAGGGAUAUAGAUUUGACGCAGCCUCUCGUCCCAUCCCGCAAUUUGAAGUUCAAUAAGCAGUGCAUGGGCCUUACAAGCUUCGAUUGGGAUAAUCGACUACGUUCGAAACAGGCUGUUCUGCGAAGAACGCCCCUGGAUCCGCCCGGCCAACUGUGGACAAUACUCAGGUCCUUUUAUGACCUCGAGGGGAGGUUACACCAUGUCCACUAUGAUGUUACUCCCGGAAAAGAUGUCUCGUUGCUUGACUAA
Molecule: messenger RNA, 294 nt
Organism: Nannizzia gypsea CBS 118893
Lineage: Eukaryota; Fungi; Ascomycota; Eurotiomycetes; Onygenales; Arthrodermataceae
Exons: 3
Coding region: 1-294 (97 amino acids)
Source: RefSeq, a predicted model, not a curated record